AUGGAUGUUUUCGACAAACAAUAUCGUAUCUAUCGUAUAAUAUUGAAAAUUGUAGGACUGUGGCCAUAUGAUAAAUCAAUCUACGUAUGGAUUCAAAGAACAUGUUUCUUACUGUAUUUUCUUAUCGGUAUAAUAUUUCAGAUUAUCGUGCUUCUAAACUCUGAAAUUACAUUACGAAAUUAUGUUGUCACGUUGUCUGCGACUUUCCCUUUACUGCUAUUUUUUUUACGAUAUAUUUAUUAUAUUACAAUUUUUCCAUACCUACAACAUUUAUUCGAUUACAUACGUACAGAAGAACAUCUGUUACAAGACACGAUCGAAAUACAAAUACAAACGAAAUAUCUGGAUAUUUCUAGUCAUAUCAUCUAUAUCUUUUGUUGCGUGACUUUCGCUUUUAUUGCAGCGACUAUCAUAUUUCUAGUGAAUCCUGUAAUACUGGAUCUAAUAAUACCUUUAAACGAAUCUCGCACUCAUUUUAAUGUUUUAUUCAUUUUUGGCGAUCAAAAUGCAUAUAUUAAAAUCUUUCUAAUCUUAAAUUUCAUGUUAAAUCUAUUAUUCGGAUUAUUAUCUAUAACGGGUACAGAAUCGUUUUCUAAUAUUUUGAGUUACUAUAUAUGCAGACGAUUUAAUAUCGCUAGUUAUCGAAUGCGAAAGAUAAUUGAGGAUCUCAGUAUUCCCAAUCUGCCUAAGAUAGAUUUGAAACUUACAGACAUACAUCGAGUAGUGGACAUUCAUUGCCAUGCUAUCGAGCAUAUCAAUAUAGUCUCAAAUAAUGCAGCGACACAGUAUCUGGUGGCAAUUAUUGUAUGCAUAUUCUCAUUCUCUAUAAAUCUUUAUCGCCUAUAUAACGCAAUAAUAACUAUGGACAGUAGAAUAGAAAUCUUCGGUUCUAUUCUUAUAGUUAUGUAUCAUUUAAUGAUCGCAUUUUAUAAUAAUCAUUGCGGACAAUUAAUUAUUGACAGUAAUCUUAGCAUAUUUAACGAAUUAUAUGCUUCUACAUGGUAUCGCAUUCCUUUAAAAGCGCAAAAACUAUUAUUGUUCAUAAUAUUGAGAAGCUCAAUGGAUUGUGAAUUAUGUCUUUCUGGUUUAUUCACUCCGUCUUAUGCAGGCUUUAUGUCGAUGAUGAGUUCGUCCUUCUCCUAUUGUGCCGUUAUAUACUCAAUUCAAUAA
Messenger RNA from Apis laboriosa (Himalayan honeybee), 1170 nucleotides. RefSeq lists its product as uncharacterized. The transcript has 9 exons. Gene Ontology annotation, biological process: detection of chemical stimulus involved in sensory perception of smell; sensory perception of smell. The record is from RefSeq and is a predicted model, not a curated record. NCBI's taxonomy places the organism in Eukaryota, Metazoa, Arthropoda, Insecta, Hymenoptera, Apidae. Gene Ontology annotation, molecular function: olfactory receptor activity; odorant binding. Gene Ontology annotation, cellular component: plasma membrane. Bases 1 to 1170 code for a protein of 389 amino acids.